Bipolaris victoriae FI3 is the source of this 171-nucleotide messenger RNA. RefSeq lists its product as hypothetical. The record is from RefSeq and is a predicted model, not a curated record. NCBI's taxonomy places the organism in Eukaryota, Fungi, Ascomycota, Dothideomycetes, Pleosporales, Pleosporaceae. The annotation marks the transcript as partial. The transcript has a single exon.
AAACUCAUGGACAAUGGCUUCAAGAAUGCCGUCGUAGAUGCUCUUGUCGAGGCGAGACCCAUCGGUAACACUGGCAAUCGUUGGGAACCAAGCGUCAGUACAUCCACCAUCAUGUACACGGGUAUCCCCGAGUACUCACCCGCUCGCCGCUUAGUGGCAAACAUGUGGUGA